AUGUCCAAAAGCUCGAAGCAGAGAGGCCACUGGAGCAGCAGGGUCCAUGAAGUGGUGUUAACUCAGGACACACACGUGGAGCUCAGUGUGGAUAUCAGAGGAGGUGCAGAACUCGGUCAGUUCCCCGUGUUUGGGGCUCUGGAUAGGGGGAAGACUGUUCAUAACCCCGGGGAACUUCUGCUGGAGAUUAACGACACCCCGGUGGCCGGACUGACCACCAGAGACGUGAUGGCGGUGUUGAAACACUGCAAACACCCCAUCCGACUCAAGUGUGUCAAAGCAGGAGGAGUUCUAGAUAAAGAUCUCAGGCUCUACCUCAGCCUGCGCUUUCAGAAAGGUUCUCUAGACCACGAACUGCAGCAGAUCAUCCGGGACAACCUGUACCUCCGCACCGUGCCCUGCACGACUCGGCCACCUAAAGAGGGAGAAGUUCCAGGAGUCGACUACAACUUUGUGAGUGUUGAGUGUUUUCUGGAAUUAGAGAGAAGUGGAGCUCUGCUGGAGAGCGGAACAUAUGAAGAUAACUACUACGGCACACCCAAACCCGCGGCGGAGGCAAGCAGUGUGCUGCUGAUUCCCGGCUCGGUCCCAAACGCAGCCCCCAAACGCAGACGCAACAAAUCUGUCAGUAACAUGGAGAAAGCCGGGAUCGAACCGCCUGAGGAGGAGGAGGAGGAGACCCCCGUUGUUAACGGCAACGGAAUCACUGCCACACUCGACUGCAGUGAGCAGGAGGAGCAAAUUUCAGACAGCUCUGGGGACAAACCCCAUACUUACGGGACAGUGAGAGAGGAGAAGGAGGAGACGGACACCGUGAGGGCGGAGUCAGAACAGGAUAAGCCCCGCCCCAAAGAUGAGCUCUGCGACGAGCUCGGGCCUCUGCCUGAUAACUGGGAGAUGGCUUACACCGAGAAAGGGGAGGUGUACUUCAUCGAUCACAACACUAAGACAACAUCAUGGUUAGAUCCCCGACUCGCAAAGAAAGCUAAACCACCGGAGGAGUGCAAUGAAAACGAGCUUCCGUACGGCUGGGAGAAAAUCACUGAUCCAGUUUACGGCAGUUACUACGUGGAUCAUAUAAACAGGAGGACUCAGUUUGAGAACCCGGUUCUAGAGGCUAAGAGGAGACUGCAGAUGCAAAGCCAAGGACUCUCAUCACUUGCAUUGCCUGCUUUAUACAGAGAGAAGCCCCUGUUCACUCGAGAUCCCACGCAGCUGAAGGGCAGGUUCCUCUCGACGACGCUGCAGAAAAGCACCAUGGGAUUCGGCUUCACGAUCAUCGGGGGAGACGAGCCAGACGAGUUCCUGCAGGUAAAGAGUGUGAUUCCAGACGGCCCUGCUGCACAGGACGGAAAGAUGGCUACAGGUGAUGUGAUCGUCUACAUAAAUGAGGUGUGUGUUCUCGGGACGACUCACGCAGAUGUGGUGAAGCUAUUCCAGUCAGUGCCCAUUGGGCAGAGCGUGACCCUGGCACUUUGCCGUGGAUACCCUUUACCCUACGAUGCAGAGGAUUCGGGCAACACCAUAAUCUCUACAUUGGGCCUUAUAGGAGACCGCCCCUUGCUGCUGAAUGGUCGCAACUGCACCACGUACGACACAUAUAUGGAGUACUUAAGCCGCACUGCGCACUUCCUGGAUGACGGCGUCUCUGUGGCAUCGUCGGGGACAGAGCUGAUCGCAGUCACCAUCGUGAAGGGGCCAGACGGGUUCGGCUUCACUGUAGCAGACAGCGAUGGAGGUCAGAGGGUGAAGCAGGUGCUAGAACCUCAGCGCUGCCCAGGUCUGUGUGAAGGAGACCUCAUUGUGGAGAUCAACCAGCGUCCAGCCCUUACACUUUCUCACACGCGGGUAGUGGAAUUGCUGAAGGAGUGUGCAGUCGGAGCCGAGGCCACGCUGCUUGUGCAGAGAGAGAGAGGUCACUUUUCACCUUGGAAGAGUCCCAAGCAGGUUUUGGAGCACUGGGACCCACAGGGUGGUGUUUGUGCCCCUGCCCUGCCCCACACCACCCCCUACCUGCCCUGGCCCUCAGCUACUGACCCCUCUCAGGGCCUUGACCUCAGCAAACCUGACCCCUAUGACCUGUACACCAAAUCCAGGGUUUUGUAUGAGAGUAGGCAACCGGGUCUGCCUCGACCUGUUUACCCAGCAGAACCCUCAACAGCAGAGUUCCAGGAAGUGGAAGUGAAUCUGCAUCGAGAGAAAUCCGGCUUCGGCUUCAGGAUCCUGGGAGGAGAGGAAGCAGGACAACCUGUGAGUCCAGAGGUUCCUGAGAAGAUCCUGAUCGGGGCGAUCGUAGAGAACAGCCCGGCAGACAAAGAUGGCCAUCUGCGUCCAGGAGAUGAGCUGAUUUCAGUGGAUGGUAUUUCUGUGGCGGGAAAACCUCAUCGCCACGUCAUCGAUCUGAUGCACGUAGCGGCUCGGACCGGCCACGUCAGGCUGACGAUACGGAGGAGAGCCCAGGUCACAGGUGACUCGUGUCCUCAGAACGGACGCAGUCCCGGCUCCGUCUCCACGCAGCACAGCUCGCCUCGUAGCGACCUCAACUCUGGAAACUUCUCAAACAGCGGUGGCUGCGGCGGCGUUCCUCCAAACCCCGAACCUAAUGUCGCUCUCCCGCAGCCGUCAGCAGCCAGUCAGGCCAGUGAUGUCAUCAUUGAGCGCAAGGAGACGGAAGGGUUCGGAUUCGUCAUCAUCAGUUCGCUGAACAGGCCGGAAACUGCAGCUGCUGCAGCGGUGCCACAUAAGAUCGGGCGGAUCAUUGAGGGCAGCCCGGCCGAGCGCAGCGGGAAGCUGAAGGUGGGAGAUCGGAUCCUGGCUGUGAAUAAUCAGUCCAUCAUCAGCAUGGCGCACGCUGACAUCGUUAAACUCAUUAAAGACGCAGGGCUGAGUGUCACACUGCGCGUCGUCACACAGGACGAGUCGAGCAGUACUCCCUCUGCUGCCAGCUCAGAGAAACAGAGUCCUCAAGCUCACCCAAGUCCGAUGGCACAGAAUAACCAAGCUGAGACAGACACGCCCCCAAACACACACCCCAGCCCUGUCAAUCAAACCACCCUGACCAAUCAAACAAGCCCUGACAGCCAGCAGAGCCAGCCCACCCAGUCUGCAACUGCCCCAGUGCAGAUAUACACAAAUGAUGGAGGGUACAGGUCAGAGGUCAAAGCUCGUCAGGACGUCAAGCCCGACAUUCGACAGCCUCCCUUCACUGAUUACCGCCAACCGCCCGUGGACUACAGACAGCCUCCUGUAGCGGAGUACACACACACACCACUGCUGGACUACAGACACACUGACCCACGCUCCUACACCAUCACAGAUUACAGACACACACAGAAUUUUGAUUUCUUCACUGUGGAGUUAGAGAAGAGUGUUAAGGGUUUCGGCUUCAGUAUACGAGGCGGACGUGAAUACAAGAUGGAUCUGUUCGUGCUCCGAUUGGCCGACGACGGCCCGGCCAUCCGUAAUGGCAGGAUGAGGGUCGGAGACCAGAUCAUAGAGAUUAACGGUGAGAGCACACGGGAGAUGACACACACUCACGCCAUCGAGCUCAUCAAGUCAGGUGGAAACCGAGUGAGACUGUUGUUGAAGAGAGGAACGGGACAGGUACCAGAAUAUGCAGAUAGCUCCGCCCCCUGGGAUCCUAACCCUACAGCCUCCUCAAGCGUGUCAGAAGUAGCUCCGCCCCCUGAGAGCUUAACUAACACGUCGCCAUCAUCCCAUGUGAACCCAUCUACAGAGCCACCUUGCACGCUUCUGAUCGACACGGAAGCCACCGAAAGCUGCCACCAGGGUGUUAAAGCGCCGGAGAAAGCAGGCACGGGGUCCAGCAGGGGGCAGAACCGGCACCGGGAGGGCAGCAGAACCAGACGCCGAAGCUCGGGUGGGAACAAGGGGCACCAGAAUCGCUCAGACGACACGAAAGCAGAAUCCAACAAGAGCCGAUCCAAAGAGCAGAAACGAGACCUGCCUAAAGCCCCGAGAGGCAAUGCUGAGGUCAACAGGGGCAGCAUGGAGGGUGUCGGAAUCCUGCAGCAGGUCAAAGGGCAAGCGCGAGAGCCAGACAGGGGGACGGGGGAGAGAAAGACGUCCAAAUACAGCAGCAACAUGGCGAGCAGGAAGGCGACCGUGUCCCCAGGGCCGUGGAAAAUCCCCGGAUCGGAUAAACUCCCGAGCAGCCUGCGAUCUGCCUCGUCCACCAUCAGCAGAUAAAACACACACACACACACACACACACACACACACACACACACACACGCACGCUUAGAUUUGUUUUGUUUCGAUUAGCUCACUCAGCCCCGAAGUGACGAUCGAUAUAUCGCACACAGAAAGAAAAAAAAACAGAUCGCCAUCUUGUGGAUGAAGGAAGUCGAUUCAGUUUGAAUCGAUUUGCUCAGAAUCACGAAGACCCCAAAUCCGCCCCCCCCCCCACCUGCACCCACAGACCAGCAUUUUAAAGUUCACAUUUUAUUUCUAAAUUAUUCUUUUCAAAAGACACGACACCGACCACCUUAACAACUGUCUUAUUUCCUCGGUAAAGAAAAUAAAAUAAUGACGACGACGAUGAUGAUGAUGAUGAUGCUGAUGAUGGUGAUGAUGAAGGAUGUAGGAGGAUGAUCGCAGGAGUCUGUUAAUCUCGUGCAUUCUGCCUUAAAAGUAAAUAAACUGCAGAUAAAUCCGGUGGAUGAUUAGAGAAAUAUUAUAUUAUAUUAUAUUAUAUAAAGAGAGAUGAUGUGACCGUGUAAAUAAACUCGGCCUUGUUUCACUCGCAACAACAACACAACCUCCGCUACUCUUCCUCCUCAGAGCCUUCUGAUUGGUCUCCUGCUCCCGUCUGCCGUUAUCCUGUCAGCCAAUCAGCAUCGAGUACGGUGACUUUACUACGCUUCAGGUACUAAAAAUAGGAGAAUAUUUACAGACGUAAUGCUGAGAAAACUUUCUCACUUCUGUCUGGAAAAAAAAUAAGUUCGGUAUAUAAAGGUUAUAAAGUCCGAUUUGCAGAAUAUUUGUUUGUGUUCUUUUUGCUCGUGUGUGUUCAGAGAAAAUGUCUGAGAAUAUUAUUGUCGAUCGUCUCGAAAGGUUCUAAAAUCUUUCGACGUUGUUUAUCGGACGUUUGGUAAAGUUUCGUGUAAAAGUGUUUUGUUUUUUUUUUAAGGAAAAAAAUCGCACCAUGUUUAUUGAAGUCAGACAGAUUUUGUGGAUAAAAUAGCAGAUGAUAAAUUACGGAGUGCAGACAUUUAGCCACGCCCACACAUCUCCAUAAAAGGCAAACAGUCCUCGUGUUAUAGGGUGGCAGCUAAACUACAGCGGUCAUUAGACUAGCCCCGCCCCGACGGUCUCUGAUUGGCUGAGUGGUAUUACGUCACCUCGAGCGAACUGAAACAGACACGACGUCAUUUCAAUAAACAAACGGAAGUGAAUUUCUCUUUUCUUCUUUUUCUGAACUAUAAUUUUCCUUCGCAGCGUCCUUUAACUCGGAUACACUUAUUUUCACAAGAAGACGCGGUCGAUUCCUGACAUUCCAGCUGCUACACUACACUCUGUUACCUGAGCUUCUAUUUUCAUACAGAGAAUAAAAGGACAAAAUACAGAACGUCUACACAAACACCUUAUAACUCAUAUACAGGACAUAGAGAAAUAUAUAAAGAGUUCUACAACGAGUGAAACGAUGAUGUUGCACUUUUAUUUUGCAGUUAAUAAAUAAACAACCAUAAAAUAUACAAAGAUUAUUUUUAUUUAAAAAUGUAUUCUAGAAAGAUUGUGUUUUUGUGCUCACUUCACCUGGAAAAUAUGCAUUUUUUUUCAGCCCGUAAUUUAUUUGUGUUUGUUUUCUUAUAUAUGCAAAAUGUCUCCUUGACGAUGACGAUGAAGAUGAUGAUGAUAGUGAUGAUGAUGAUGAUGAUGAUGAUGGUAGUAAUUAUGAUGAUAGUGAUGAUGAUGAUAAUGAUAGUGAUGAUAAUAGUGAUGAUGAUGAUAGUAGUGAUGAUGAUGAUGAUGAUGAUGAUAGUGAUGAUGUUGAUGGUAGCAGUGAUGAUGAUGAUGAUGAUGAUGGCAGUAAUGUUGAUGAUGAUGAUGAUUAUAGCAGUAAUGAUGAUGAUGAUGAUGAUGAUGAUGAUGAUGAUGAGUCACAUGAGGUUUGAUUCUGGGGUUUAAAAAAAUCAGAUUUUUAAAAAAAAUGUAUUUUUAAUAAAUCACUUUAAAUGACUAUCAGUUCUACAGAAAUACUGUAUAUCACAUUAUAUAUAGAAAUAUAAAGCUCUAUAAAAAAGAGUGCCUAUGAAAUGAUCUUCUGUGUGAGAUGAAAAACUUGUUGGGGGAAAAAAAGCCGGAAAUUUCUGGAAUUGAGACUUUUUUUUUACUGCAAUCGAUUGUGACGUUUCUGUCUCAGAUCUCUGGCUGUAUCGGUGUUUUUUCUGUUUAAAGACCGAACAUGACAUAAGUGCAAUGUAGCAGUGUGUAUCACGUCAUCUUACACACACACACACACCCACACACACACCCACACACACACACACACACACACAUCAGUACAGCUGAGAGUUGAAGAGAGAAAACAAAGAUGAGUUUGACGACACACAGAAAUCUGAUUUAAAAUCUGAUUACUUGGUAAAUUCACGUGAUGAGUGACGUGACGCUCCGUACAACACGUCACACUUCAGAAACCAGCAGCCAAAUAUCUACAAACUCACCUCUUUACACAAACACGACUCAUAAUAAACCACAGUGUGUGUGUGUGUGUGUGUGUGUGUGUGUGUGUGUGUGUGUGUGUGUGUGUGUGUGUGUGUGUGUGUGUGUGUGUGUGCGUGCGCGUGUGAGAUUAUUUUCCCAUAACAGCACACAGUGAUUCCAGUUUUGAAUUCAUUAAAAUACACUUUGUACUUUUUACCUGUUUAUGUUUACCUUUGAGGUUCUCACACGAUCACAGCUCCAAACAAACCUGCACCAGUGAGAGGAACAAAAACAUGUGGCUUGUGAUUCAUUGUCACUGAGACACUGAGACACUGAGACAUUGAGACACUGAGACACUGGAGGCUCCUUCCACUAACUCCUUAAAAUAAUGCUUAUAAUAAUGUUACAAUAGCAACAAUCUGGCAACCUUCCUCAAAAACGGAUUAUUAUUAUUAUUAUUAUUAUUAUUAUUAUUAUUAUUAUUAUUAUUAUGAGCUGUCUGUCUGUCUGUCUGUCUAUCUAUCUAUCUAUCUAUCUAUCUAUCUAUCUAUCUAUCUAUCUAUCUAUCUAUCUAUCUAUCUAUCUAUCUAUCUUCUAUCUAUCUGUCUCUCUGUCUGUCUCUCUGCCUGUCUGUCUGUCUCUCUGUCUAACACAGGCAAUAUUUGAUUCCUUCAUUUUAUUUGGGACUGUAAAGCAGCACACAGACUGGCCAGACUUCGCCACAGCUAUAGAUUCUGAUUGGUCAGCGAGUAUCGACCUCACUAACUAACACACACACACACACACACACACACACACACACACACACACACACACACACACACACACUUUCCUACAAACUCUCAGGUUUAUUAAUCGUCUUAAAUCUCUACAGUGAUUCAUCCUUCUCUAUCUAUCUGUCUAGACUAACUAACUAACUAACUAACUAACUAACUAACUAACACACACACACACACACACGCACACACAAGAAUAUGAUAUUUUAUAUGAUCCACAAUCUACACACUGAUCUACAUUUUUGUUGUUGUUCUGAACCGAAUGUAACUAUAAACGGAUAAAAACUGUAACCUGUAGUUAAAUUCAACACUGUAAUCGUUGGUAAAUUGCUGCAGCAGCAGAAAAAUAAAACACUUCUGUUAUGGGAAAAGAAUCAGCCUCAGGGUGGUGCAACACACACACACACACACACACACACACACACACACACACACACACACACACACACACACACAGGGUUUUUCUCCUUAUAGUCCACAAGAAUUUGUUCUUUCAGGUUUUUAUGACAUCACUAACACUAUUGUCAAGCUUUUGAUGUAUCUGAUUGUUGGCAUGACGACGACAACGAUGAUGAUGAAAACGAUGAUGAGGGACUGGGAUCUGAAUCACUGUGUAAUAUUCUAUACUAUUAGACAAUACUUUAGACACACACACACACACACACACAAACACACACAAAGACUGUACAUCAGCUAUUUUUUAUGAAAUGCAUCUCUACAGAUAUAAUAACUUUUGCAGGACGACUUGUUUAUUGUAUAAAUACUGACAAAUAAAAUCUUGCUAUGGUGUAAAAUA
This is a messenger RNA of Tachysurus fulvidraco (yellow catfish), 8238 nucleotides long. RefSeq names its product membrane associated guanylate kinase, WW and PDZ domain containing 2a (gene magi2a). Gene Ontology annotation, biological process: signal transduction; receptor clustering. The record is from RefSeq and is a predicted model, not a curated record. The transcript is spliced from 22 exons. Gene Ontology annotation, molecular function: type II activin receptor binding; signaling receptor complex adaptor activity; SMAD binding. Gene Ontology annotation, cellular component: cytoplasm; dendrite. Bases 1 to 4209 code for a protein of 1402 amino acids. NCBI's taxonomy places the organism in Eukaryota, Metazoa, Chordata, Actinopteri, Siluriformes, Bagridae.